Messenger RNA from Hymenoscyphus albidus, 2107 nucleotides. The record is from the annotation of a GenBank genome assembly. Lineage: Eukaryota; Fungi; Ascomycota; Leotiomycetes; Helotiales; Helotiaceae.
CGAGACAUGGCCCAUAUAAUGUCCCCCAAACAAACAUCUCGGUUGAUUCUAAUGCCUCCGAUAGCCGUCUCUGGGACUGUCCCAACCGCGGUCUUUUCGUGGGCUAGAGCGAAAUCUUCUACGUAGUACUACGCUACCCAGGUAGUAUACCCGGUUUUUAUGUGUAACUCAUCUUGCUAGACCCACCUCUCUCUCCACCAACCGUGACCUUUUCAGAAAUAUUUUCUUUCCUCCCAUUCCUAUAUCUUCCUCGAGGAAAGUUUCCUUUGAAGGCUUAUGUUCAUAUUGUUUUCACUUCGUUUCUGUCAGCGAUAUAAUUUACCAUGUCCCAAUCGGAUGAUGCUAUCAACCCUAGCCCUGAUGGGGGAAAGAAGGGAAGUUUGGGUUCUAAUGAGGAUGUUGAGCGGCAGGUGAUCUCGGGAACACCUGUACUCAAAAGAAAACUCAAGAGUCGACAUUUACAAAUGAUUGCCAUAGGUUUGUAUUUCUCUGCAUCUCCGAAAAGUUCUGGCUAAACAGUCAAAGGUGGUACUAUUGGCACUGGUUUGUUCAUUGGAUCCGGAGGUGCAAUCGCAAAAUCUGGACCAGCUGGGGCUCUUAUUGCAUACAUAUUUGUAGGAACUAUUGUCUACUCUGUAAUGCAAUCAAUCGGUGAAAUGGCAACAUAUAUUCCCAUUUCCGGAGCUUUCACAUCUUAUGCUACAAGAUUCGUCGACCCUAGUUUGGGCUUUGCUAUGGGCUGGAUUUACUGGUUUUCUUGGGCCAUGACGUACGCCCUCGAGCUUACAGCUACGGGAUUGAUCAUUCAGUAUUGGAAUAAGGAUUUAUCGAUUGCUAUUUUCAUUGCUGUUUUCUGGGUCGUUAUUACCGCCCUCAAUUUCCUCCCGGUCAGUUUCUACGGAGAAACGGAAUUUUGGUUUUCUAUGAUCAAAGUCCUCACAGUCAUUGGAUUUCUCAUCUUUGGAAUCUGUAUCGACGCUGGAGCCGGGCAAAAUGGUUAUCUCGGAUUUGAGACUUGGGAAACCCCGGGUGCUUUUGCUCCAUAUCUGAUUGAGGGAAACGACAAACUCGCCAAAUUCGUCGGGUUUUGGGCCGUUCUGAUUCAAGCAGGGUUUUCAUAUCAAGGAACCGAACUCGUCGGUAUCGCAGCUGGGGAGACAGAAAACCCGCGCAAAAAUGUCCCGGCGGCAAUCAAAAAGACUUUUGUUCGAAUUCUAUUCUUUUUCGUCUUCAGCAUCUUCUUCAUUGGCCUCUUAGUUCCAUACGACAACCCAGAUCUACUCUCUGGUGGAUCUGAUGCCUCGUCUUCGCCUUUUGUCAUAGCAGCCAAACUCGCCGGGGUGAAAAGCCUCCCAGGACUCAUCAACGCCGUCCUACUCUUCGUUGUUUUAUCCGCUGCAAAUUCCAACGUCUACUCGGGGAGUCGUAUUCUUGUUGGGCUUGUCAACGAUGGAUCCGCGCCUAAAUUUCUAAGACGUACAUCCAAGAAAGGUGUCCCGUAUGCAGCAGUAGCCUGCACCGCAGCAUUCGGACUUCUCGCCCUUCUUAAUCUCUCCAACAGCGGAGCAGUAGUCUUCAACUGGUUCAUCAACAUCUCUGGCGUAGCCGGAUUCAUAACUUGGGCGUGUAUAAAUCUCAGUCACAUCAUGUUCAUGCGGGCACUCUCCGCUCAGGGUGUUCCUCGCAACACAUUGCCUUACGAAUCAAUGUGGCAACCAUUCUUCUCCUACUACGGUUUAUUCUUCAAUGUUCUCAUUCUUUUCACCCAAGGAUUUACAGCUUUCAUUCCUUGGAGCACAGAAAAUUUCUUCAUCGCUUAUAUCAGUUUGAUACUGUUUGUGGUGCUAUUUGUCGGACAUAAAGUUCUUAUGAAGACGAGUCGCGUGAGGAGUUAUGUGGCGGAUAUUGAUACAGGUUGCUUGAUUCAUGAUGAUACUACUUGGAGUAUUGAGAUUCCUACUACGAUUUGGGGAAAGUUCUGGGCUUGGAUUAAUUAGGUGUUUAUGUAUUGUUAUUUGUGUACCUGGAGCACGGAGUCUUGGAGUUCUUGAGUAUCUUAGAGCCUUAUGAUAAUUUAAUGCUUAAAUAUACACCAAUAUUUCUGGUA